Molecule: messenger RNA, 951 nt
Organism: Emiliania huxleyi CCMP1516
Lineage: Eukaryota; Haptophyta; Isochrysidales; Noelaerhabdaceae
Exons: 9
Coding region: 1-951 (316 amino acids)
Source: RefSeq, a predicted model, not a curated record
AUGCGUGGCCACAGACGGCCAGCGCAGCCGCCGACGGCCAACUGGCAGCCGCUCGUCGACAGCUACCUGUCGAGCUAUGCGGGCGGCGUCUCGCGUAGCGACGUCGACUACGCGGAGGCGUGGGCGGCCAACGCGUCGCAGUUCACGGCGGCGGGCUCGUGGCGUGCGAGGGUCGUCAACGGUAGCCUGUGGGUGCGGCCGAUCCACUUUUACGAGCACUGGAAGGAGCGAGCGAGCAUGCAGCCGCGCUUCGAGCGCGCCGCCGCCGCAUGGGGGUGGGAGCAGAGGGACGCGCGCGCGUACUUUGGCGGCGCCUGCUCGACGGGCAUCAGCCGCCAGUCGCUGCUGCCCCUCAACCGCACGCACGGGGAGUUGUUGCACGUCCUCGACGUCGGCUUCGGCAGGAGCGGCGCUCGCUGGGGCAACUUCAGCGCCCAGCUGCCGCCCGACUAUGCGUGCCGCUUCCAGGUAUUGCUGUCGGUGCCGGGGUUUGGCUACUCGAACCGGCUGCGCCAGCUGCUGGCGUGCGGCUCCGCCGUUGUGCACGUCCAACACCAGUCCCACGAGUUCUUCGAGCCGCUGCUGAAGCGGGACCCACUUCUGCAAACAAGCGCGGCGCCGCUUGGGGCGGGCGGCGGCCGCGUUCGCACGCGCGCACCUGCCGUCUCGACGGUGCUCAAUUCACUAGUGAGUGACGAGGAUUCCGCGGGUUCGUUAGGCUCGCGUCUGACCCAUGCGGCGGCGGUGAGCUACGCGCGCGCGCUACUCACAGCCUACGGCACGCUCUACCGCAGCGAGGUGGUGGCGCCGUCGCCCGCCGACAGCGAGGGCGGCGGCUUCUUCCGGAUUGACUCAGCGCGGGACUUGCUCCGCGCGGCGCGGAUGUGGGACUGCCCAACCAAGGCGCUCGGUUGCCCCAAGGUUGCGGCCGGUAACGCGUCGCGCAUGUAG